Molecule: messenger RNA, 1108 nt
Organism: Cuscuta epithymum
Lineage: Eukaryota; Viridiplantae; Streptophyta; Magnoliopsida; Solanales; Convolvulaceae
Source: the annotation of a GenBank genome assembly
ACCGGCUGCAACCGGUUGCAAGUCGGGUUUGUGGAUUAGAUUCCCCGUAAGUACGCCAAAAUCCCAAUCAAAGAUACUUUCCUUCCCGUACGGAUAAAGCCAACAAGGGCAAAAAAAGUUGAGCUACCAGUAACGUUGAAGAAACCUCGCAAGUCUCUCCGAUCUCCUCGCAAGUCUCUCCGAUCUUCUCGCAGGAAGCAUGGAUAUGAAAGUUUGCUUAAUUAUUUUAGUUAUAGGUGCAAGAUGUAGUGCAAGAGAUUUAUCAGCUCCUGACCUUAGUACAGAAAUCAUACAUAUUACAGAGAAAGAUGUUCAAGCUGUUAAACAAGCCAGCAGAAGUGAUAUAGUUUGCACACUAUGUGAAGAAUUUACAGCGGAGGCUAUCACUUACCUACAGAGUAACAAGACCCAAGAAGAGAUUAUUAAUCUCCUUCUUAAGUCUUGCCCGAAGAUGCGUGUGUAUGAGCAGCAGUGCAUCACAUUGGUGAAUUACUAUGGACCUCUUCUAUUCUUAGAAGUCUCCACAAUAGAGCCUGAACAGUUCUGUCAAAAGGCAGCCAUGUGUCAAAAAGUCACCCUUCUUUCUCAGCAGUUUUCUAACAACUGCAAUUUGUGCCAUCAAGCUGUUUCUGAGGUCUUAUUGAAGUUGAAAGAUCCAGACACUCAGCUAGAAGUACUUGAACUGCUCCUAAAGGCGUGUGAUUCUGCAAAGAACUAUUCCAAAAAGUGUAAGCAACUUGUUUUCGAAUAUGCCCCAGUCAUUCUCGUCAAUGCCGAGCAAUAUCUAGAAGCAAAUGACAUAUGCUCUGUGAUCCAUGCAUGCGAUGGAGCAAACCAGGAGACUGAUGCUUUGCUGCACUCUGAGUCGUAAGAAAACAGAGUUUGUCCAUACCAUAACUACGUUGUUGUAAACUAUUUAUUUGUCCAUUUUAUUUCUUUCUGGUGUUGUGUAGAAUGCGAAUAAGAUUUAUAUUCUGUGUAUAAGUGUUCAUUAUAGUAAAUCUGUAUGUAAAAUGCAAAUAUACUUCUUGUUUACGGUUAUGUUCUAUUUGACUUAUCUUCGAACUUAUUACAAAUUAGGGAUUACGUAGUAUUAUUUUGACAGGAA